UCAACCUCAAUAUUCUUUAUGGUAUCAGAGCUUUCUCUUAGCACCAAAUAAUUCCAAAAAAAAAAAAAAAACCCUAGGUUUUUUAUUUUGCUAUGCCUCUACAUCAAUGGAUGAGUCUUCGUCUUCUUCUUCUUUGUCUCCUUCCUCUACUUCUCCUAUUCCCACUAGUCCUCCGUUUCUUUCUACAAUGUUUGCCCCUUCUUCCCUUGUUGUGUCUGUCACGCCGUCAAUCCCUAUUCCUCCUUUUCCUCCUACUUCUUCCUCUUUACCCACAACCCUUGCCUCUUCUGUUUUCUCUCAUCCUGUUUUCUCCGUCACCAAUAUUCGGAAUUAUGCCACUAUAUCAAAAGACAUUCUUCAAUUUAUUCUUCAACCUGGUAAGCAACUCACAGCAAAAUUAGCUUGGGAAUCCAUUCAUCAGUUGUACCAAAGCCAACUUAGUGCUACUGCACUCCAAUUAACUCAAGAAUUCAGUGGUAUUCAGAAGCAGUCUGGCCAGAGUGUUAUGGACUAUUUGCAGUAUGUCAAGAGGUUAUCUGAUCGGCUUUUCGGAAUUGGUCAUCCAGUAUCUGAUAAAGAUUUAGUGCUUCGAACUAUUGUUGGUCUUGAUCAUUCCUUUUCAGUGGCAAAGCGCACUAUUCCUCAACGUGUUCCCUUCCCUACCUUCUUGGAAUUGCGAUCGCUACUGUUGAUUGAGGAAGCUAAUAUUUUGCAGGAAUCCUCAACUAGCUCAUUGAUGAAUGGCUCUUCUAGUUCCAGUCAAUUGGGAGGCCGGACUAAUCGAGGUCGGGGAUCUCGCGGAAGUGGUCGUACUGUCUGGAAUCAUCGUUCAAAUUUUUCUGGCCAUUCUUAUUCUGGUCGCGGCUUUGGCAAUGUUGCUCAUGGUGCCUCUGAUUUUUCAGCUAGUUAUUCUGGGACUCAUGGUGCUGGUCUUAAUGGGUCUUUGUUUGCAAAGUCUGAUGGCCAAGUGGCUGGGUUUCAUUCUACCAAUAGUUCUACCCGUGCCUUACCCCCAUUACUGCCAACUCCGCCAACCCUUAUUGCUUGUCAAUGGUGUAAUCGACUGGGUCAUCAAGCACGUGAUUGCUCUUUCUUAACUGCCAGACCUACCUCUGCUUCCUCUGCACCCCAGUCACUAUAUGCAAAUUUAGUUCCUGCUCCUAUGGAUCCCAAUUGGUACUUUGAUAGUGGAGCUCAAACCCAUGCUACCAACAAUCCUGGUAAAUUACUUCACUCCACUCCUUCCUCUUCCUCCAAUUUUAUCAAGUCGGUAAUGGUCAGUUAUUGCCUGUUACUUCUCAUGUUUACUCAUGAUAAUAAUUGUAGUGUUAACUUUGAUUCCUCUGGUUUUUCUAUUAAGGACAACAAGACGAAGAACGUCCUCCUUCGUUGCAAUAGUCCGAAUGGCUUGUAUUCAUUCUCUAGUGGUUCCUUCCCCAGUUAUCCUGUUGUCUAUUCUGUUUCGCAUUCUCCUGAUGUGUGGCAUUGUCGUCUUGGUCAUCCGGGCAUCGCUCCUCUUCAACACCUUGCUAGACGUGGUCUUCUUCCAAUUGAAAGAGUUACUUUGCCACCACGUUUAUGUCAUGCAUGUCAACUUGGGAAACAUGUUUGUCUUCCUUUUUCUGAGUCUUGUUCUUUUGCUACUAAACCAUUUGAGUUGAUUCAUUCCGAUGUUUGGACAUCACCUACACUGUCUUUUUCCAGGAUUAAAUAUUAUUUGUUAUUUUUGGAUGAAUAUAGUCAUUAUUUCUGGGUUUAUCCUUUGUCAUCUAAGGCUCAAGUGUUUGAUUCUUUUCUUAAAUUUUCUACUUUUGUGUCUACUCAAUUUGGUGCUAAGAUCAAAGCUUUGCAAUGUGAUAAUGGUCGUGAAUUUGAUAACUCUCAAUUUGCAUCCUAUUUCCAUACUCAUGGAAUUCAUCUCCAUUCUUCGUGUCCCUCAACUCCCCAACAAAAUGGGAAAGCUGAGCGCAUGAAUAGAACAAUCAUGAACAUGGUUCGUUCUUUACUUUUUCAAGCAAAUUUGCCUGGUAAAUUUUGGGUGGAAGCUAUUUAUGUAGCUAUUCAUCUUCUAAAUAUAUUACCUACUUCCAGGCUACAUUUUCUUACUCCUCAUGAGGUGUUUUUCGGUUCCCCACCGAAAUAUGAUCACUUGAGAACAUUUGGUUGUGCUUACUAUCCUAAUAUGUCUGCCACUGCCUCACAUAAAUUAGCUCCUCGCUCUACCUUAUGUAUUUUUCUAGGCUACCCGGCUCAUCAUAAGGGUUAUCGUUGUCUUGAUUUGGCAACCAAUAAGAUUAUUAUCUCGAGGCAUGUUGUUUUUGAUGAAACCUCUUUUCGCUACACUUACACUGCCUUGGUGUGUUCACCACUUCCCCAUUUUCGCAGCCUAUUUCACCUCAUGGAUUUCCCUCUCAUUAAGCCCAUUUCUAAGUCUUCCUUGGCCCAAAACCAUGACCUGCCUGUGUCUACUACCUCCCUAAGUCCAAUCUCAUUUCAGCCCAUUCUACCUUCUUCUCCAUCAUCGCCGGCCUCUCCCAAGUCAAUCCCUAAUACUGUAUCAUCAUCUUCUCCUUCCUUGUCCUUACCAUCUCUUUUCUUCCUCCACGGCUUUGCCCUCUUUACCACCAUCGAAGUUUUCCCCUUCUUCCACAGAUUCCCCUCAUCCUCUUGUCGAACUCCCUGCCUCCCAUGCUACCCCUUCCAUGGCUUCUUGUUCACUUCCCCUGUCCCCUGCCUCUUCGCUCCCACCUUCCUUGCAGCCUCCUUGGCGGAUCCAUCCUAUGAUUACCAGGUCUCAAGUUGGCACUCGGAAGCCUCGGGUUCUGCCAUCCUUGCUUGCUACCGGAGCUGACAUCAGGGAACCAAAAACCUUUAAAGAAGCCUGUCAAUUCUCUGAAUGGCGUUCUGCAAUGGUGGAUGAGUUCUCGGCUUUGCUAAAGAAUAACACUUGGUCUCUUGU
Molecule: messenger RNA, 2959 nt
Organism: Rubroshorea leprosula
Lineage: Eukaryota; Viridiplantae; Streptophyta; Magnoliopsida; Malvales; Dipterocarpaceae
Source: the annotation of a GenBank genome assembly